Messenger RNA from Saimiri boliviensis boliviensis (Bolivian squirrel monkey), 1162 nucleotides. It is a transcript of the gene HMGCL, whose product is annotated as 3-hydroxy-3-methylglutaryl-CoA lyase. The record is from RefSeq and is a predicted model, not a curated record. Gene Ontology annotation, biological process: L-leucine catabolic process; ketone body biosynthetic process. Gene Ontology annotation, cellular component: mitochondrion. NCBI's taxonomy places the organism in Eukaryota, Metazoa, Chordata, Mammalia, Primates, Cebidae. Gene Ontology annotation, molecular function: hydroxymethylglutaryl-CoA lyase activity.
GAGGGGCGAGCCCAGCCCAUCCGGUUGGCAGUCGGUCACGUGGGGCCCAGAUGGGCUGCCGCGGGGCAUGCUGGGCCAAGAUGGCAGCAAUGAGGAAGGCGCUUCCGCAGCGGCUGGUGGGCUUGAAAUUCCUCCGGGCUGUCAGCACCCCAUCUAUGGGCGCUUUACCAAAGCGGGUGAAAAUUGUGGAAGUUGGUCCCCGAGAUGGACUACAAAAUGAAAAGGAUGUCGUACCUACUCCAGUGAAAAUCAAGCUGAUAGACAUGCUUUCUGAAGCAGGACUCUCUGUUAUAGAAGCCACCAGCUUUGUGUCUCCUAAGUGGGUUCCGCAGAUGGCUGACCACACUGAAGUCUUGAAGGGCAUUCAGAAGUUUCCUGGCAUCAACUACCCAGUCCUGGUCCCAAAUUUGAAAGGCUUUGAGGCAGCGGUUGCUGCUGGAGCCAAGGAAGUGGCCGUCUUCGGAGCUGCCUCAGAGCUCUUCAUGAAGAAGAACAUCAACUGUUCCAUAGAGGAGAGUUUUCAGAGGUUUGAUGCAGUCUUGAAGGCAGCCCGGUCAGCCAGUAUUUCUGUGCGAGGGUACGUCUCCUGUGCACUUGGCUGCCCUUAUGAAGGGAAGAUCUCCCCGGCUAAAGUAGCUGAGGUCACCAAGAAGUUGUACUCAAUGGGCUGCUAUGAGAUCUCCCUGGGGGACACCACUGGUGUGGGCACCCCAGGGAUCAUGAAAGACAUGCUGUCUGCUGUCAUGCAGGAAGUGCCUCCGGCUGCCCUGGCUGUCCACUGCCAUGACACCUAUGGCCAAGCCCUGGCCAACACCUUGAUGGCCCUGCAGAUGGGAGUGAGUGUCGUGGACUCGUCUGUGGCAGGACUUGGAGGCUGUCCCUAUGCACAGGGGGCGUCGGGAAACCUGGCCACCGAGGACCUGGUCUACAUGCUGGAGGGCUUAGGCAUUCACACGGGUGUGAAUCUCCAGAAGCUUCUGGAAGCUGGGAACUUUAUCUGUCAAGCCCUGAACAGAAAAACUGGCUCCAAAGUGGCUCAGGCUACCUGUAAACUCUGAGCCCCUUGCCCAACUGAAGCCCUGGGGACGGUGUGGAAAUAGGGGCACAAGGCCGGACGAGGUGGCUCAUGCCUGUAAUCCCAGCACUUUGGGAGGCCGAGGUG